AUGGAGAUCGUGAAGGGGGCACUGCCCACGGUCCUCUCCAAGCUUGGUGAGCUGCUGGUCAAUGAGUACAACCUGCAAAAGGGGCUGAAGGGGGAGAUCAUGUUCCUCGAAGCCGAGCUCAAGAGCAUGCAGGGUGCCCUCGAGAAGGUCUCCAGCACACUACCAGACCAGGUUGACAAUCAGGACAAGAUUUGGACCAGUGAAGUGAGAGAGCUGUCCUACGACAUCGAGGACAGCAUCGACACGUUCAUGGUGCAUGACAAGAGCAGCGAGCUGGCCAGGUUGCAUGGCUUCAAGAAGUUCAUUGAGAGGAGCCUUGAUUUAUUGACAGGGUUCCGUUUGCGCCACAACUUUGCUACUGAAUUCAGAGGUCUGAAAAGGCGGGCCAUUGAGGUGGGCGAGAGGCGAGCGAGGCUCAGGAUCGACGAUGAUGUUGCUAAGCGGGUCACGAUUGACACUCGUAUUUCUGCUCGGUACAAGAAGGUGACAGAGCUUGUUGGCAUUGACGAAGAAAGAGAUAUGGUGAUCAAGAUUUUGAUGGAAGACAACAAAGUGCCAAGGCAACAAGAAAAUGUAGUUUCCAUUUUUGGAUUCGGAGGCCUGGGAAAGACUACUCUUGCUAAUGUGGUGUAUGAAAAGCUUAGAACACAAUUUGAUUGCUCAGCUUUUGUUUCGGUGUCUCAGACUCCAGACCUGAACAAAAUAUUCGAGGAUAUGUUUCAUCAACUUGCCAGGCAAAGUAAUGGAAGCAUCGAUUCCAUCAGAGAAUUCCUUCUGGAGAAGAGGUAUUUCAUCAUUAUUGAUGACAUAUGGGAUAUCUCAGUCUGGAAAAAUAUUAGAUGUGCUUUUCCUAAAAAUAAUUGUGGAUGUAGAAUUAUUACAACUACUCGUAUAUCUGAUGUUGCACAACAAGUUGGUGGUGCUUACAAUAUGAAACCCCUUUCUGUUCACAACUCCAGAAAGUUAUUUUUUAGAAGAAUAUUUGGCAGUGAAAACAAAUGGAACAUGAACAAUGAAGACACAAGAAAAUUACCCGAUGAGGAGCUAGUUGAAGUAUCAGAUAGAAUACUAAAGAAAUGUGCUGGUGUGCCCUUAGCAAUAAUUACAAUAGCUAGUUUGCUAGCCAGUAAAGGAAGAAAUAAAAUAGAGUGGUACGAGGUGUGCAACUCUAUUGGUACUGGACUGGUGGAUGGCCAAGAUGUGGAUAACAUGAGAAAGAUUUUAUCAUUUAGCUAUUAUGGUAUGCCAUCACAUUUAAGGACCUGCCUAUUGUAUUUAAGUGUGUUUCCAGAAGAUUACAAAAUUAACAAAGAUCGUUUGAUACGGAUGUGGAUAGCUGAAGGUUUUAUCAAAUGUAGAAAACAAGGGGACAGCCUAUUGGAACUUGGAGAGAGUUAUUUUAAUGAGCUCAUCAACAGAAGUGUUAUCCAGCCUGUGUGUGAAGUAUACAAUGGCUUGGUGGAUCAUUGCCGUGUACAUGACAUGAUGCUUGACCUUAUUUGCUCAAUAUCAAGUGAAGAAAAUUUUGUUACUAUAUUAAAUGAGGUGCAUCACACAUCUCCAUCAAAAAGUGAUCGGAGGUUAUCCAUUCAAAGUGCAAAGGUAGACCAUGCCUCGCUUGGGGCUAGUAUGAGCAUAGUACAAGUGAGGUCAGUUGUUGUCUUUCCGGUUAAUGUCAAUGUAAUUCCAGCACUUGAGGGCUUCAGAUUUUUACGGGUACUCGAUUUACAAUACUACAAGAUUUCUCAAGAAUGCAGUCUUAGUUUUCUUGGAUAUUUACAUCUCUUGAGGUACCUGGGACUACGGUUCUUCACAAUUAAGCCACUGCCUAAAGAAAUAGGAAACUUGCGAUUUCUACAAGCAUUGGACGUAAAAUGCACUGCAACAGAUUUAGAUGCCGCGAAAUCGAUUGUUUCUUCUAUCUUGCCGUUGACUGUUCUUCAGUUGAGACAUUUGAGAUCCCUACACAUUGCCGAGAGCUAUGUCCUAAAUGGGAUUGGGAGCCUAACAUCCCUUGAAGAGUUGACAGUGUAUGUUAGCCGUCGCUCCAGUGAAAACAUCAUGGAAGAGCUAGGCCAUCUGACGGAACUGAGAGUUCUAUUUAUCACUUUCUACAACAUCCCCGAUGAAAAAUGGGAGGACUCCCUGGUUGGGUUUCUAUGCAAGCUGAGGAAACUCAGGAGUCUAAAUAUCUGGUGGUACAACUAUGAUCUCAACUUGGAUGGCUGGGUCACCCCUCGACGUCUCUGUAGAUUAGAGACGCAUAUGAACCAAUCGGGCUGGGAAUUGUCUAAGCUGCCAGCUUGGAUGGAGGAUUCCUCCCUUCUUGUUGAUCUCUCCGUCAUAUCCAUCCGUUUGAAGGAUCUACAACGGGAGGAUCUAGAUAUCCUGGGAAGGUUGCCAGCUCUCCGCAUUCUACAUCUGGAGAUGAACCAUCGGGGUCGUCGAAUCAUUGGGGGAUUCGCCUUUGUUGCUGGUUCAUUCCCAUCUCUGGUACACUAUAAGUUGCCGAAUAUAGGAGCUGUGGUGUUUCAGAACGGCGCUAUGCGGAGGCUCCAAAUGCUUGAGUUCACGUGCCCUGUGCGGGAGACAAGAGAACUCGCUGGCGGCUUCGACCUGGGGAACCUGCUGUCGCUCCAACAUGUCCAUGUGAAUGUGGAAGCUCACGGCGCCAGCAAGGAGGAGGUGAUGGAAGCGAAGGCUGCACUGGUGCAUGCGACUGAAAACCAUCCCAAUCAUCCGACCUUAGAGAUGUAUGGUGGUUUUGUUGAAGAACGAGAUCGGAUCACGAGGUUCGCACUGCCGAUGAGGAUGGCAGAUGACUCACCUAGAUUUGAAGCUGACGAAUCAUGUACUGCCAACGAUGAAAUUUCAGAUGAUGAGAAUCUUGCAUUGCCCUAG
Miscanthus lutarioriparius is the source of this 2901-nucleotide messenger RNA. The record is from the annotation of a GenBank genome assembly. Lineage: Eukaryota; Viridiplantae; Streptophyta; Magnoliopsida; Poales; Poaceae.